GCAGCAAUAUUAAGACACCAGGAUGGCUACCACCACUGAGGACAGCUCAAGCAACAAUGGAAACAGAAGUGUAUCUGAUAUGAGCAAGUCUGAAUUAGAAAUGUAUCGUCAUGGACCAGAAACAGAGUUGUCUGCCCUUGUUUGUCAUGCUUCAGAAUCUGGAGAUUUUACUGCUCUGAGGGAUUACUUACAGAUACUGUCGGACACAGAGCCUGAAAAGAUCAAUGAAACUGACAAAGCGGGAAUGACAGCUCUACAUUUUGCUGUUUCUUGCCAAAACCUGCAUGCAGUGAGUAUGCUGAUACGCCACGGAGCAGAUGUGGGUGCACAAGAUGUGCUUGGCUUCACUCCACUGUUCCUAGCUACCGGUCGUUACCCAAAUUUGGAGGUGGCCAAGUACCUACUGACUGAAGGAAAAUCUGACGUUAAUGUAAAAACACACAGUGGGGCCACUCCACUCCAUGGGGCAUCUCUACAGGGGAACAUUGAUUGUUUGAAGUUGCUGCUGGAAUGGAAUGGCGACCCACGAAUAGAAGAUGAAGAUGGAACCACCCCAUUUGAACUGGCAAAGGACGACGAGACCAAGGCGGUCCUCCAUGAUGCCAUUAUAGUGUUUGAUGCCAAGAGAGACACAGUGG
Molecule: messenger RNA, 638 nt
Organism: Mizuhopecten yessoensis (Yesso scallop)
Lineage: Eukaryota; Metazoa; Mollusca; Bivalvia; Pectinida; Pectinidae
Product: tankyrase-1-like
Exons: 5
Molecular function (GO): protein binding
Source: RefSeq, a predicted model, not a curated record